Molecule: messenger RNA, 1720 nt
Organism: Limanda limanda (common dab)
Lineage: Eukaryota; Metazoa; Chordata; Actinopteri; Pleuronectiformes; Pleuronectidae
Gene: samsn1a
Product: SAM domain, SH3 domain and nuclear localisation signals 1a
Exons: 8
Coding region: 85-1140 (351 amino acids)
Molecular function (GO): protein binding
Source: RefSeq, a predicted model, not a curated record
GUUAACACUUUACUGUCAGGGGAGAGUGGGGUAAAAAGAAAAGAGAAGAGAAAGGGUUGAUAUUUGAUUAAAGAACAAUAGAAAAUGUUACAUAGGACGGCAUCCAACGUGUCGGACAAAGCAAAGAGCAGCAAACCAAAGCGCUCCACAAGCUUCGGCAAGUUCGAGGGUUUCAGACAUCACUUGUCACCGGCCAAACCAGAGGAGAAUGGCACAAACGUGGUCGUGGAAGAAUGUGAAAGUUCAGACCCUAACAAAGCAACUGGACUUGGGAAGAAGAUGAAGGCUAUUUCACUAACCAUGCGCAGAAAAAUGGGCAAAAAACACGCCAAGUAUUUUUCUGAGGAGCCUGGUGAUGAUAUGGAUAAAGAACUGGAGGCAGAAGCAGAGAGCAGCACUACAGCUGAGAAAGACAAUGCAAAGACAAGUAACUCCUUAGAGAGUCUGUACAGCGGCCAGAGCACCUCCAGUGGUGUGACCAGUGAGUCCAAUAGUUCUGCUCAGAAAGACAGUGUGAGGCUAGAGGAGGACGGAUCCUACCAGGGACAGUUCUGUGGCAGAGCUCGUGUCCACACAGACUUUGUUCCAAGCCCGUAUGACACAGAUUCUCUCAAACUCAAGGUGGGUGACAUCAUCAACAUCAUCAGUAAGCCUCCAAUGGGCAUCUGGACGGGCAUGUUGAACGACAAAGUGGGGAACUUCAAGUUCAUCUACGUAGAUGUUUUAGUGGAGAAAGAGGAGGAGGAAGAAGAAGUCCCAAAGAUCAGACAGCAGAAGCUCUCCAAAAGACCUAGACCUAAAACGUUGCUGGAGUUACUGGAGCGACUGAAUCUGGAGGAGUAUGCCUCUGCGUUGCUGUUGAAUGGCUACCAGACGGUGGAGGACCUGAUGCACCUGCAAGAGAAACACUUGAUAGAGCUGAACGUCAACGACCCCGAGCACAGACACAGACUUCUGGCUGCUGCUGAGUGCCGCUACACAGAAGGUGAUGAUGUCAGGGAUGUGGAGGAGCACAAAUCCUCCCACACUCAAAAGGAGGAAGACAGUGACUGUCCCAGAGACUCGGGCUGCUUCAUCCCGUCAGAAUGUUCAGACAGCAAAGAGGACGCCGAGCAGCUCACAGACGCUGGGGCCUCGUGAUCUGCUCGUUUGGGAAUUAAGUGUUUGUCAUUUUCUUAUGACUGAUGGUUUUAACAAUUCAUGUCUUUAAUGUUGCAUUAACAUCCUUCAUACCAGAAAGCCACAAGCUACAUCUAAUAUAGAAAGAACAAACCGCCGGUACUCUAAAUGUCAUCUCAUCCAUUUGUCAGUUCAUCAAGAUCAUAAUAAACUUUACAAGAAGUUUUUUUUAACCAUUUUAUGUUGAAGAAGUGACAUGUCACUGUUUAACAUCACUUUUAUUUAUUGCAUUAACAAUCAUUCAGUGUCAUUACAUGUACGUUCUGCCUUUAUAUAUCACUUUUAUCAUCCUCAUCACAUCCAGUCUCAAUUCAACGUCCAGGAUCGUCUUUUCUUUUCCCAUGUGAAUCGAGUGGUAUUGUUAAUCGGGUGUUUUUUUUAAAUAAUAUAAACUGUACAAGAUGUAUGUAUGAUGUAAAGCACAUAUGUUACUUUUUGAAUGUGUGUGUGUGAGUGUGAGAAAGAGAGCCUGUAUAUGAAAGCCAUUUAUCUGUUUCCACAACUUUUUGUAAAUAAAAUUAAAGAAAUACGCUUACAUUUA